Molecule: messenger RNA, 168 nt
Organism: Fibroporia radiculosa
Lineage: Eukaryota; Fungi; Basidiomycota; Agaricomycetes; Polyporales; Fibroporiaceae
Exons: 2
Coding region: 1-168 (55 amino acids)
Source: RefSeq, a predicted model, not a curated record
AUGACCAGGGUUGUUGUGAUGGGUGAGUGGGAUGAUGAGGGUGAGGGCAAGGAUGGAGAGGAUGGUGGUGAGGAGAAGGCCAAGGAGGGCAAGGAGAAGGAGGUGGGGGUGGUUGUUGGUGAUGACGACAGUGGCAGUGAUGAGAGGGGCAACUUUGUUCACCACUAA